Gracilinanus agilis (Agile Gracile Mouse Opossum) is the source of this 1356-nucleotide messenger RNA. RefSeq names its product family with sequence similarity 199, X-linked (gene FAM199X). Bases 1 to 1245 code for a protein of 414 amino acids. NCBI's taxonomy places the organism in Eukaryota, Metazoa, Chordata, Mammalia, Didelphimorphia, Didelphidae. The record is from RefSeq and is a predicted model, not a curated record. The transcript has 7 exons.
AUGCGCACGCGCUGUCCCCCUCCGGGCGUCGCUGCCGCCCGCGGUAGAGUUAGCUGGGCCCGUGGCGGGCGUGGCGUCGGCGGCGGCGUCAGGCGAGGCGAAGGAGAAAGAGGAGGAGGAGAAGGAGGACAGAGCUGCGGCUUGGACUCUCUGGGCGGCGGCGGCGGCGGUCGCGGUCUCCUGGAGUCCUGGGCCUCUCUGGGCCCCCUCCCCCAUGCCCGCGGCUGCCAGCUCUCCUCCUGCCACCGCACCGACCCCCUGCACCGCUUCCACACCAACAGGUGGAACUUAACUUCCUGUGGAACUAGCGUAGCCAGCUCAGAAUGCAGUGAGGAGCUCUUUUCAUCAGUUUCUGUUGGUGACCAGGAUGACUGCUAUUCCCUACUUGAUGACCAGGAGUUCACAUCUUUUGACUUAUUCCCUGAGGGGAGUGUCUGCAGUGAUGUCUCUUCUUCUAUUAGCACUUACUGGGACUGGUCAGACAGUGAGUUUGAGUGGCAGUUACCAGGCAGUGACAUUGCAAGUGGGAGCGAUGUGUUCUCUGAUGUCAUCCCCAGCGUCCCUAGCUCGCCAUGCCUGCUUCCCAAGAAGAAAAACAAACACCGCAACCUAGAUGAGCUCCCCUGGAGUGCCAUGACAAAUGAUGAGCAGGUUGAAUAUAUUGAGUACUUGAGUCGUAAAGUCAGUACUGAAAUGGGUCUUCGGGAACAACUUGAUAUCAUUAAAAUUAUUGAUCCCACUGCACAGAUCUCCCCUACAGACAGUGAGUUUAUUAUUGAACUGAACUGUCUCACAGAUGAAAAACUCAAACAGGUGAGAAACUACAUCAAGGAGCAUGGUCCUCGCCAGAGGGCUACCAGAGAGCCCUGGAAGAGAAGCAGCUACAACUGUGGCAGCACCAGCGGCGUGAGCGGCGCCAGCGCCAGCAGCAGCAGUGCCAGCAUGGUCAGCUCUGCCAGCAGUACUGGUUCCAGUGUAGGCAACUCUGCUUCCAACUCGAGUGCCAACAUGAGCCGGGCACACAGUGACAGCAACUUGUCUACCAGUGCAGCGGAACGUAUUCGAGAUUCUAAGAAACGUUCCAAGCAGCGGAAAUUACAGCAGAAGGCCUUCCGCAAGAGGCAGCUGAAGGAGCAGAGGCAGGCCCGCAAAGAGAGGCUGAGUGGGCUCUUCCUCAAUGAAGAAGUGUUGUCUUUGAAAGUGACCGAAGAAGAUCAUGAAGGCGAUGUUGAUGUUUUAAUGUGACCAGGGUGAAUUUGGCUGUGAGGUUUCUAAGCCUUAAUGUUAUCCUCACAGUUUAUGUGGAUUUUUUUAAACCAAAUUUUGGAAUAGAGCUGUGCUGAUGACUAAGGUAAA